Cetraspora pellucida is the source of this 435-nucleotide messenger RNA. The record is from the annotation of a GenBank genome assembly. NCBI's taxonomy places the organism in Eukaryota, Fungi, Glomeromycota, Glomeromycetes, Diversisporales, Gigasporaceae.
AUGAUAAGCAAAUAUAAAGCAAAUGCACAAACUAAAAAUGAUACUGCAGCUUUGUAUGAGCAUCUUUCAAAGUUACAACAAAAAAACCAAAAUUGGUAUUUCAAGAUUGACUUUGAGGAAGAUGAUUAUAAAGAACCGCAGAUAUUGUUAGAUAUAGCUUUAGAGAAUUGUGCUGAAGGUAGUAUAAAUGAAAUUUGGAAGAAUGUUUCAAGUAUUAGAAAGGAUUGUGAACAUAAAGUUAAUAAUAGAGAUAUUGUAAAAUUGGAUUCAAAAAAAGUUUCUUACUUUCAUAGUUUUGGGCUUUGUAAAAAAGCUUUAGAUAUGGCAAUCAUGAGUGGUUCUAAUAAAGUUUUAAAAGAUCUUCUGCAAGAAUUUAUUGAUGAUCAAAUUUCAUUGCAAAGUAAAAAUAAUUAUGAGCUACUGAACAGAGAUUAG